CGGUGCAGCCGCUUUGGCAGGCCACGCACGCGUUGUAUGUGGCAGUGCAACGAGAAGGUUCAUUUCACAAGCGUCGCCAUCAUGGAAGCAUCGCCGCUCGACGCCCCGUUGCGCCUCAAGUGGCAGUCGGACGCCGACGCGUCCGCGCGACGCUUUGUACUCUUCCACGUCCUCAUGGUGUUGAAGACCAAGUACGGCGCGAUCGACGCGCGUAUCUCGGGCAUCGCCCGCCGCGCCGAGCUCGCGCUCUACUCCCGCGCCCACUCGAUGGAUGAGUACCGCAACCCGCGCACGCUGUGCAAGCGCCUCCACGCGCUCAUCAUCAAGCUCUACGCGCAGCAGAGCGAGGUCAGCAAGAAGCGCAAGGCGCCGACGAGUCCGACCAGCAGCCUCGUCAAGCGCCACAGGGCAACCUCGAGUUUCCUCCUCGACGGCCACGACGGCGCGCUUCGAAUGAUCUGCACGUUCCUCGACACACAGUCGGUCAUGGCCUUGGCGGCAACCAACCGCGCCGCGCAGGUGACCGUGCCGCAGCAUGUGACGUCGCUUUUGCUGCACGCUGCCCGCUUGCCGACGAGCCCGCGCUGGUUGCACCAGUUUCCGAACCUCGCCGAUUUUCGGCUCUCGGGCGCCAACCGCUUUGGCUUUGGCGACGUGGUCAUGGACGAUAUGGACAUGAGCUCCAACAACGCCGUCGAGUGGGCACUGACCGGCCUCGAGACGAUGACGUACCCGCACCUGUGCACUCUUGAGCUCUCGCGCGUUUAUUGCGAUGGCCUCCACGACCCGAUCACGCACCGAAUCGCACAGCUCGUGGAGAGGAGCCCGAGCCUCCAGUCGGUCGCCCUCCAAGGCAACUGCAUUUCCGACGCCGGAGCCAUGGCGCUUGCCGACCGCGCGACGCACCGCCGCGGCCUCAUGCUGGACUUGGACCAUAAUUUUAUUGGCGAGCGCGGUGCCGCCGCCUUGGCGGCGGUGACGGCCACGGUAUCGCUUCAGAACAACCUCAUGGAGCCGACAGCGUUCCAGCGCCUCAUGCUGAGCCCCGAUGCGCAAUACAAGUCGACCACAGCGCUCCUCCCGCCCGUUGCAUAGUCGUAGUAGAGUGGCCCUCUAUAAUUUGUACCUUAGUGCAUUUGAUCACUUGACGUGUUGU
Molecule: messenger RNA, 1156 nt
Organism: Saprolegnia diclina VS20
Lineage: Eukaryota; Oomycota; Saprolegniomycetes; Saprolegniales; Saprolegniaceae
Exons: 1
Coding region: 37-1095 (352 amino acids)
Molecular function (GO): protein binding
Source: RefSeq, a predicted model, not a curated record